Molecule: messenger RNA, 7215 nt
Organism: Seriola aureovittata
Lineage: Eukaryota; Metazoa; Chordata; Actinopteri; Carangiformes; Carangidae
Product: phospholipid-transporting ATPase ABCA1-like
Exons: 53
Coding region: 180-7193 (2337 amino acids)
Biological process (GO): lipid transport; transmembrane transport
Cellular component (GO): intracellular membrane-bounded organelle; membrane
Molecular function (GO): ATP binding; ABC-type transporter activity; ATP hydrolysis activity
Source: RefSeq, a predicted model, not a curated record
AAAAAACGUGGUUUCUUUCUUUUUACGUGAGUCAUAAGGCCCAGCAGUUGAAGCUGGUCAAAUCCAUCUUGAGGCCCUGAGAUGUGCUGACGGGUGCAAUCCAAACAUCUUGGAGGGUUUAUUAAGUGGGCCAGUUGCCAUAGCGACGCUUUGGCAAGAUAUUGCCAGGAUAAGGCAUAAUGGGUCUCCUGACGCAAUUCACUCUGCUCCUGUGGAAGAACUUCACUCUCCGGAAGAGACAAAAGGUGCGACUGGUCAUUGAAAUGAUAUGGCCUCUUUUUCUCUUCUUCAUACUGGUGGGUGUGCGGUCCACCAAUAAGCCAGUUCACAAAGGCCAAUGUCACUACCCUAAUAAGGCCAUGCCAUCAGCUGGUGUGCUGCCCUGGAUUCAAGGUAUGAUCUGUAACAUCAACAAUCCCUGUUUGAGUUACCCGACGCCUGGGGAGACACCAGGCCAGGUCAACAACUUCAACAAGUCCAUAAUUGCUGGAGUGUUGAUAGAGCUGCAAACCCUCCUGGUGAACAGAUCUAUCCUCAGCAAGGCACAGUUGCUGGCAGACGACAUCAACCAGUGGGCUUCAGUCUUGUCACAGUCUAACCCUGGUAAUGCUCAACCAGUGGCCCUGAGGAGUAUUCUAAGAGACGAUGAAACUUUCUCCACACAUCUGACAGAGAAUUUGUCAGUGCCAGCAACAGUCACUCAAAGCCUCAUAAAUGCGAAGGUUUACGUCAAUCCGAUGAUGGGCGUUCCACGGCCUGGCAACCUCAGGAAGAUCCUAUGUGAGGGGACAGAUCUGGAUGAGUAUGUCCAAUUUAGCAGCCAAGCUGAAAAGGAGGCUUUUCAAAAUGUCAGCUGCUCCCUCACUCCCCAGCAGCUGAUUAACACCCAGCAAGUACUCCUGCAGAACCUGGAUGUGAGGAAAGUGCUGUCGGAGUUGCCUUCACUUUUGGAUCUGAAUGCAGCAGACACCACGGCACUCAUGGGGAAAACCACUCAAAAUGCAUUACCAGUGAUUGAGGAGAUUGCCAGAUUGCAGAACUCCACAAUCUUCAAGGCUGCACGUUCAUUGGAUUUCCAAGAGGACAUGAUUGGCAGUGUCAAUAUGCUACUGUGUGGAAAACAGCCUGACUUCAAUUCCACCAAUGUGACUCUCAGUUUAGACUCACCUGGACAGAUGCCUAACAACAAGUCAAUCUUCAUCAUGGGCAACAGUUCCGAUACGUUUUGUCAGACCUUAGUCGACACCCUGGAGGGCACACCUGGUCUGCGCAACAUUUGGAGCACCUUCAAGCCGUUAGUGCUUGGCAAAGUCCUCUACACACCUGAUAUACCUGCUGCUCGCCUCAUUGUGAAGGAAGCAAAUAGCACAUUCAAUGCCUUGGCUAUGUUAAAGGAGCUCGCUGAUUUGUGGGAUGAACUUGGGCCACGUGUCUGGGAUUUCCUCCAAAAUAGUCCUCAAGUGAAUGCAAUACGGGCUUUGCUGGCGAACCCAGUGUUUGCUGCUGCCCUCAACCAGCGUCUCAACGGCACAGGAUGGACGGCCGAGCAGCUGGCCAACUUCCUCUACAAUGGGCCUCCUGAGGACCGUCCACCCGGCAUGCCGCCCUACGACUGGCGGGAUGUUUACAACACCACUACACAGAUCCUGAAGCUUCUCUCCAACUUCCUUGGUUGUUUAGACCUGAAUAAGUUUGAGGCAGCCCCCACUGAAGCCCAUCUGGUGAGCAAAGCACUGGAGCUUCUGAAGAAUGAUACGUACUGGGCCAGUGUUGUCUUUGGAAACCUCCAGCCCGACGCCAGCCAACCCACUCCUUAUGUCGAGUACAAAAUCCGCAUGGACAUCGAUGAAGUUGAGCGUACAAACAAAGUGAAAGACAGGUUAUGGUCUCCUGGGGCCCGAGACAAAUCCUUUAACGACCUGCGCUAUAUAUGGGGAGGCUUCGCCUACCUGCAGGAUAUGAUGGACCAUGGCAUUAUACGAGUGCAAACGUCAAAGACCCAACCCCUCGGUGUUUUUGUCCAGCAAAUGCCAUACCCUUGUUUCGUGGAUGACGUCUUCAUCCAGAGUAUUGGAGGCAUCCUCCCUAUGUUCCUGGUGCUGGCCUUCAUGUACACUGUGUGCAUGACCAUCAAAGGUCUGGUGCUGGAGAAGGAACUGCGGCUCAAGGAAGUGCUGCGUGCUCUUGGCAUUCAGAACGGCGCCCUUUGGUCUUCAAGGUUCACAGAGAACAUUGUUCUGCUCACAGUUCCGUGUUUACUUAUAAGUGUCAGUGUUAAGUAUGGGAAUGUGCUGCAGUACAGUGACCCCUCAGUAAUCUUUGUCUUCCUGCUGGUGUUCUGUGUGGCCACCAUCACUCAGUGCUUCUUCAUUAGCGUCUUCUUCUCUAAGGCCAACUUAGCAGCAGCGUGCGGUGGCUUCAUCUACUUUGUCCUCUAUCUGCCGCACAUCCUCUGCUACGCCUGGAGGGACGUCAUGGGUUUCGGGGCCAAGGUUGCUGUGAGUUUACUGUCUUGUGUGGCCUUUGGCUACGGCUGUGAGAACUUUUCCAAGUACGAGGAGCAAGGCAUUGGUAUUCAGUGGUACAACAUUGGCAAGAGUCCAGAAGAGGGCGAACGCUACACGUUCAUUGUGUCCAUCAUCAUGAUGCUCUUUGAUGCUGUUUUUUACUGGACGCUCACCUGGUACAUUGAGAAUGUCUUUCCAGGCCAAUAUGGAAUCCCUAAGCCAUGGUACUUUCCUUUCACUGCAUCUUAUUGGUGUGGGAGAGCUUCAGUGACUGACGUUGACCCUGGUUUGCUGAAGGACUCCAGAGUACAUAAUGAAUAUCUGGAGAAGCCACCACCCAAUAUGAAAGCGGGGGUCUCAAUCCGCAAUCUUGUCAAAAUUUACAAGACCGGAAAGAAGCUUGCUGUGGAUGGACUAAGCUUGGACUUCUACGAGAAUCAGAUCACAUCUUUUCUUGGCCACAAUGGAGCUGGAAAAACAACCACAAUGUCAAUUCUGACAGGACUGUUCCCGCCUACAUCAGGCACGGCCCUCAUCAAUGGAUAUGACAUCCACACUGACAUGGACAGAAUCCGGAAGUAUUUGGGAAUGUGCCCACAGCACAAUGUCUUAUUUAAUGAGCUGACAGUGGAGGAGCACAUCUACUUCUACGCUCGGCUGAAAGGACUCAACCGUGAUGAGGUGAAAAUUGAGAUGGACCAGAUGAUUAAGGAUGUUGGUUUACCACAUAAGCGGAAGGAUCUUGCUAAGAACCUGUCAGGUGGCAUGCAGAGGAAGCUGUCCGUGGCUAUAGCAUUUGUUGGCGGCUCAAAAAUCGUCAUCUUAGAUGAACCUACAGCAGGAGUGGACCCCUAUGCCCGCAGGGGUAUAUGGGAACUGCUGUUAAAGUACAAACAAGGUCGCACCAUCAUUUUGUCCACUCAUCACAUGGAUGAGGCAGACAUCUUAGGUGAUCGCAUAGCCAUCAUCUCCCACGGCAAGAUGCGCUGCUCUGGCUCCUCACUCUUCCUAAAGAAAUGUUUUGGCAGCGGCUACUACCUCACUCUGGUCCGAGAUGGGACUGAAAAGAUGACAACUCAGCGCCAUGGUAUUAUACACAGCCAGGCCACAGAGGAGAAAGACUGUCCGUCGAGGAGCAGCCCAGAUGAUGGCAUUGGCAGCCAGAGCUGGAACAACUCUGAUCCCUCAGAUUUGACAGCUGUGGGUCAGCUUGUGCGACGCCAUGUCCCUGAGGCAGUCUUCUUGGAGAGCAUUGGUCAGGAGAUCAACUACAUACUGCCCUAUGGUGGGGCCAGAGAUGGGACCUUUGAGCUGCUCUUCCAAGAACUCGACCUGGCCAUGGCUGACCUCGGCCUGACCAGCUACGGCAUCUCUGACACCACGCUGGAGGAGAUAUUUCUGAAGGUGGCAGAAGAUACCGGAGUGGACACAGAAAUACAAACAACAAAGGAGCCGCUGGAGAGAGACUGCAAGAGAAACUCCCACGAAUCCAAGCGGAACAGCAUCGCCAGCGUCCACGCUGCACCAGGUCAAGUCUCUGGAAUGAGUGACAAAAAGGAAAGAUUUAAAAGAAAAGUGGAAGACUUAAAGAGGAACGCCAGUGUCAGUGGGAGGGGAUCCACGGUCAUCACCGGGUGGCAGCUGAUCAGGAAGCAGUUCCUGGCGCUCUUUAUCAAGCGCUUCCACCACGCCCGGAGGAGCCGCAAGGGACUCAUUGCCCAGGUGGUCUUGCCGGCCGUUUUUGUGUGCCUGUCUCUCAUCUUCUCACUCAUCGUCCCGCCUUUCACUGAAUAUCCCAAUCUGGAGCUGCAGCCCUGGAUGUAUGAUCUGCCUCAGACCACAUUUUACAGCAAUGAUGGGCCAGAUAAUGUGGAGGUGUCUCGGGUGGUGGAAACCUUGGUGAACAACCCUGGCUUUGGGACCCGCUGCAUGGACGGAAACCCGAUACCGAAGUUACCAUGUUCCUCCGCUGGAUCAGAUUGGUUCACUCCAUCCGUAGAUCAGUCAGUCACAGACAUCUUCCUCAACGGGAACUGGAGCAUGUCUAAUCCCUCCCCCUCCUGUCAGUGCAGCACGUCUAAACGGACGAUCAUGUUACCUGACUGUCCGCCUGGUGCGGGAGGGCUCCCACCACCUCAGAGGAUCCAGAACACAACAGACACAUUGCUGAAUUUAACUGGACGGAACAUGACAGACUUCUUGGUCAAAACUUUUGAACACUCUGGUAAAACAAGGUACGGGGGGAUCUCUGUCGGAGCGGUCAACUCCCAAGUCCGUCUAACUGAAGGAGCGAUCGAAGCUGUAUUCAGGGACCUCAAAGACCUCUUCAGUUCAUUUCAAGAUAAUGUGACUGAUCAGAUCUUACAGAAGUCGGAGACGCUGCUGAAGAAACUGGGAACCAGGGACAACGUAAAGGUGUGGUUCUACAACCAGGCAUGGCACGGCAUGGUGUCUUUCCUCAGUGUUGCCAACAACGCCAUCCUGAGGGGAAAUCUGCCACCAGGGCAGAAUCCCCGCCAGUACGGCAUCUCCGUGUCCAAUCACCCCCUCAACCUCACCAAGGAGCAGCUCUCCUAUGCGGCCAUGGCCACAACCUCCACUGACGUGGUGGUGUCCAUCUGCGUUAUCUUUGCCAUGUCCUUCAUCCCUGCCAGCUUUGUCCUCUUCCUCAUCCAAGAGCGGGUGAACAAAGCCAAGCAUCUGCAAUUUGUCAGUGGAGUAAACCCAGCUGUAUACUGGUUGGCCAAUUUUGCCUGGGACAUGUGUAACUACAUCAUCCCAUGCUUGAUUGUGAUUGUGAUCUUCCUCUGCUUCCAACAAAAAGCAUAUGUUUCCCCUCCCAACCUGCCUGCUCUGAUUCUGCUGCUUAUUCUGUAUGGGUGGUCCAUCACCCCCAUGAUGUAUCCCGCCUCCUUCAUCUUCAGUGUGCCCAGCACAGCCUACGUGGUUCUGACCUGCAUCAACCUCUUUAUUGGCAUCAACGGUAGCGUGGCCACCUUUGUUAUGGAGCUCUUUGACGAUGAUAAUGUGUCCCGCAUCAACAAUAUCGUGAAGCAGGUGCUGCUGAUAUUCCCACAUUUCUGUCUGGGCAGAGGGCUUAUUGACAUGGCCCAGAACCAGGCAAUAGCCACCCUCUUCAGCAGUUUUGGGGAGGACCGUUUCAAGGAUCCACUCAGCUGGGAAAUGGUGGGAAAGAACCUUUUCGCCAUGUCCAUCCAGGGAGUUGUCAUGUUUGUCAUCACAAUCCUCAUCCAGUAUAAGUUCUUCUGCAAACCAAGGCUUAUUUUAGGGAAGUCAUUAUCUGCGGAGGAGGAGGAUAUCGAUGUUGCCCGUGAACGUGACCGAGUGUAUGAAGGCAAAGCUGAGAAUGACCUUCUGAGGAUCUGUGACCUCACUAAGGUUUACCCUCGGAAGAGCACCCCUGCUGUGGACAAGCUAUGUGUGGGCGUACCUGCCGCAGAGUGUUUUGGCUUGCUGGGAAUCAAUGGGGCUGGGAAAACCACCACAUUCAAGAUGCUGACAGGAGACAUCCCGGUCUCUAGUGGAGAGGCCUUCCUAAAUGGAUACAGCAUACGAACAGAAAUGAGGGAUGUGCACCAGAACAUGGGCUAUUGCCCCCAGUUUGAUGCUAUCAAUGACCUGCUUACUGGACGAGAACAUCUGGAGUUUUACGCCAGGUUACGGGGGGUACCUGAAAACGAGGUCACCAUGGUGGCCGAGUGGGGGAUCCAAAAGUUGGGGCUGGUCAAAUAUUCCAACAAAUCCGCGGGAACCUACAGCGGUGGGAACAAACGUAAACUCUCCACUGCUAUAGCCCUGAUCGGUUGUCCUCCAGUGAUCUUUCUGGAUGAGCCAACCACUGGGAUGGACCCCAAGGCCCGGCGCUUCCUGUGGGACUGCAUCCUCAGUGUCAUCAGGAAGGGACGUUCAGUCAUCCUCACAUCACACAGUAUGGAGGAGUGUGAAGCACUGUGCACACGCAUGGCCAUCAUGGUAAACGGUCGCUUCAAGUGUCUCGGGAGCAUCCAGCAUCUGAAGAGCAGAUUUGGUGAUGGCUACACAGUGAUCGUGAGGGUUGGUGGCUCUCCUCCUGCCUUGGGGCCAGUCGAGGACUUUGUCCAGCAGACCUUCCCAGGCAGUGUCCUGAAGGAGAAGCAUCACAACACGCUGCAGUAUCAGCUGCCAUACACACAGGGAGCUUUGUCCACCAUCUUCAGCCAGUUCACCAGCCAUCAGCACAGGCUGGGUGUGGAGGACUACUCUGUGUCCCAGACAACUCUGGAUCAGGUUUUUGUGAAUUUUGCGAGGCACCAGCACGGAGAAGAAGACUCUCAGGCCUACGACAACCUGGUGGACACUUCUGAUGAGAAGCCACUGCAGUCUGUGAAGACCUCCCAAGAAGGAGAGAAGUUGCAGGCUCACAUCCGUCCAUCUUAUAACUCCGACCAUGGGAUGCCAGAAUUCAGACUGCGCCUCAGUGGGACUCCGAGCUCUGGGGCUUGCUGCCAGAGGCAAUCAGCCAGGUGGGAACUUCACAGAGGCGAUAAAACUGGAGUCUUAAGCAUCUCCCUGAGAUCACCGCAUCCUGCUGCGGGCCUGGCUGGGAUUCCUGUGGAAGGUUUUUCUUUAUGUUCCAGCACAGUAUGUCAUAAAUAUCAAGGUAGACGCCAUCAUUUUUUGUUAUGACAUUAUGAGCAGAAUUGAACAA